AUGGCACCCCAUAGCGAACACGACGGCGGCAGCGGUGGCGGUGACUCCAGCAGCAACGACGGCUGUGGCGAUGGCGUCGGCACCGAGCUGACCAAGAAAGGAACUCUUCGUCAGAAGCGAUUCACAACUCGAGGCAGGACCGGCUGCCUCACUUGCCGCUCUCGCCACAUCAAGUGCGACGAGACAAAGCCAUUCUGCCGCCGCUGCACUAGCGGUCGUCGCGAAUGCCGUGGCUACGACUUUGGUGGCAGUCCGAGCGCCGCCUCUGCCGCCUCCGGUGGCGGCUCGGAAGACAACAAUGUGGCCUGCGACUGGCGUGCCCGGGAGCGAAUGCAGGAAGCCGCUGCUGGGCGCCACUAUCCCGCCGAGCCGGAGCCGCCCGACUGGGAAUGCAUGGAAGCCGCCCGAUACUAUUGCGUUUUCGUGAUCCCGUGCUGCGAGGAGCAGCUAAUGUCCGCUUACAAGGUGUUACCACCAUGCCACGGCCCUAAUCGCCCCAUCUUCCUCCUCGAUGUCAGCUGUCAUCGGAUAGCGGACGCCUCCAAGUCUCGCGGCAAGCUCUUACGCUGGACCGAGGACCCUUCUGUCGGCGGAGCCUGGGCAUCUCACUCUCGCCACAUGCUUGACAUCCUCGACUUCGUGAACAGGGGCCUCUCUGACAAGAGUCCCCCGCCGGGGAACGCACAGGCUGUCAUUCGACGAAUAUUCACGCUGCUGCACUUUGAUCUCCUUGUCGACGCGUCAGCGUGGCGUCCGCACCUGUUGGGCUACAUUGCCCUGAUGCAACAUAUGGGCGGCGUUCGGGGACUCCUGCGACUGAACAAUGGCCCGAUAAACAACACGCAAUGGACGAUAUUGAUCUUCGCCACUGCCGCUAAUACAACGAGCCCAGCGAGCAAACAGCUUCGCGCCUUCGAGGCGUACUCGGAUGAGGACGUGGAAUUCCUCUCUUCCCUUGACGUCAAUCCCGACCUCCCUUGUCCGCCGACUCUAUUUGUUGUCUUGAAGAACCUGACACAAUUACGGGGUCGAAUCGCCGGCGGGAAAUGCCCCAAGUCAGUCAUGAACUCUUCGGUACGCGACCUCUUUGAUAAGAUCAGCGCUUUUGAUCGCGACACAUGGGCCGAGUCUGUCACCUGCGGGUCGCACGAUACCGCCUCUGCAAUGGCUCGCAUCUUCCAAGUUGCAGUGCGGCUCUUUGGGGUACUGUCGCUGCCCCAAUCCGCCACGGCCUCUUGGGCCGUCGCGGCGGGCUACCCGCGUCUACCUGGCAUGUCCAUGUACGACAGUGUCCGUGUCUCGCACCGGCGCGAGCUACUACUCCUUUUGGAUCCUUACCGAGGCACCUUUAAGACUGUGCUCUCGCUCGCCUGGCCCUUGACGGUCGCGGGUGUCUCACUCGGAGGCGAUGGUCGCGUCGAAGACCGGCUGUUCAUCGCCGAAUCCCUACUAGACAUGUGGAAGAGCCGACUGGCUCGAUGCGGCCCGAUCCUGUGCCUUGAGAAGCUACGUGUGUUUUGGUCAUCGAAUAAGACAGCGUGGGAUGAUUGUUUUGACGAGCCAGUGCCGCCUCUUGCGUAG
Messenger RNA from Cordyceps fumosorosea ARSEF 2679, 1581 nucleotides. RefSeq names its product C6 zinc finger domain protein. Gene Ontology annotation, biological process: regulation of DNA-templated transcription. The record is from RefSeq and is a predicted model, not a curated record. Bases 1 to 1581 code for a protein of 526 amino acids. The transcript has 4 exons. Gene Ontology annotation, molecular function: DNA-binding transcription factor activity, RNA polymerase II-specific; zinc ion binding. Lineage: Eukaryota; Fungi; Ascomycota; Sordariomycetes; Hypocreales; Cordycipitaceae.